Molecule: messenger RNA, 1187 nt
Organism: Diachasma alloeum
Lineage: Eukaryota; Metazoa; Arthropoda; Insecta; Hymenoptera; Braconidae
Product: EEF1A lysine methyltransferase 2
Exons: 4
Coding region: 502-1173 (223 amino acids)
Biological process (GO): peptidyl-lysine monomethylation; peptidyl-lysine dimethylation
Cellular component (GO): cytoplasm
Molecular function (GO): protein-lysine N-methyltransferase activity
Source: RefSeq, a predicted model, not a curated record
UCAGACUCAGUGGGUUCGCAGAGCCUGCAUGUCACACGAACCAUCAAUAAUUGCAAUAUCAUGUUUUCGAUAAUGCACCAGUCAAAACCCAAAGUGUCUCAGCGCAUCCGGAGUAAAUGGAGUUACUUACGUGGAGAAAACACACUAGUUAUGGGUGAAACCCCCAUUUUUGAGAGCGUUGAUGCACCUGUGGUGCAGCGGAUUGUGAUCACCAUCUCACUCUCUUUUUUAUUCGAAAACCGGAGCAGUGAUAAUGAGGAAGUGGAGUAGUUUACAACAGUCCACUGUUUGGGGAGUGGAACAGCUGAUCGACUGGCUGUCGGUGUCGUGAAGGUUAUGUUUGGGUGUUGGAGUCGUGGAAAGCGAGGUGUUUUUGCUCCAAAAGUCGCACGAGAGAUAAUGAAGCACGUGGUUUGAUUUCAUUAUUUACAAGUGUCCGGUUUUGUUCGUUAAUGUUUAAAAAUAAGAAUUAAUCAGCAGUUGUUGUUGUCUGGAAUUGAGAUGGGGGAAGAAUUGGAGCAAGAGUUGAAUCCUUCGGAGCUGGGGACUAAGGAUUACUGGGAAAGAAUAUAUUCCGAGGAAAUCGAUAAUUUCGAGGAUCACGGGGACGUCGGAGAGGUCUGGUUCGGUAAAAAUAAUGCCCUGAAAGUGGUCAAGUGCAUAAGUGGGGAUUUGGGUCUCUCGAGAACAGACAAGAUAGUGGACAUUGGGUGUGGCAAUGGUUGGACACUAGUUCAAUUAGCUAGGGAAGGUUUUACGGACCUGGUGGGGGUCGAUUAUGCCCCCAGUUCGAUUAACCUGGCGAGGUCGGUCCUGGCGGACAAUCAGGUCGAUCCCUGCAAGGUCCAGUUGAUGGUCUGCGAUGUGCUGAAUCCUGAUGACGAUUUAUUUCUGUAUGAGUUCAGACUCAUUCAUGAUAAAGGGACUUAUGAUGCAAUUAGUCUGAAUCCCGAUGACUCCUUGGAGAAGAGGAAGAAGUAUGUGGAGAAUGUACACAGGAUUCUUGGGGCUGAUGGGUAUCUGGUGCUGUCCUCUUGCAACUGGACGGAGGCCGAGUUGAUGAAUCAUUUCAUUAACUAUUUUGAUGUCGUACUUACGAUCGAAGCCCCCGCCAUGAAGUUCGGUGGUAGAGUCGGCCAAUCAGUGACAAAUGUAGUAUUCAAAAAGAAAUAAAGCUAUUUAAUGAG